CGCCACUCAGGUUAAACAUGUCACAGAAGUCACCCAAAUAACUUACAAAUGUUAUUGCUUGGCCUAUGACAGUGUUGCAUUUGUUCCUGAGAAAAUCGGCUUGGCUGAGAGUGAAGUUGGGAGUCUGCGCACAGCUGAAUGUGCAAACCUAUCAUACUACACGUCAAACAGAAAAAUGAUGACACAGAAGUGUAAGAUGGUAGAAAAUGUACUCCAAUGUCCUGUCAUAUUCCAGGGAGUAAGGAGGAGAUGGCUGAGCUCAUCAAACUCCGGGGUGAAAACAAACACCUGUUCACUGGUGCCAGGAACUCAGCCGCUGCGGGUUGGAGGGCAAUCCUGGAGCAGAUGGGCCUGGCGGGCCAAAUCACCCCGUUGCAGGCGAAAAAAAAAAUGGGACAAUCUAAAGAAAAAAUACAAAGAUUGCAAGUAUCCCGCAUCAGGUGAGGGGGUGAGUGGGAAGACCACUGCUGCCACUUGGCCCUGGUUUGUCCCAAUGGAUGAGGUCCUAGGACAGAGGCCUUCUACCAGGCCUCCAGUCCUAAUUGCCUCCAUGCAGGAGGACACUCCAGGGCCCAGUACAGCAGUGGGCACCCAAGGGCAGGAUGUGGAACGGCGGGAGAAUGAGGCCCAGCUGGAGGCACGGCCAGAAAAGAGGAAGAGGGACAGGGAGGAUGAAGUCCUGGAAUUGAUAAAAAAGGACAUGAGGCUACAGAGGGAGAUUGAAGAAAGACGUGCCGAGCGAAUGGACAGGAUCAUAUGUCUACUGGAGAAGGUUGUGGAAAAACAAAAUGAGUAAGGUAGUGUGAAUAGGACCCAUUG
Molecule: messenger RNA, 819 nt
Organism: Oreochromis niloticus (Nile tilapia)
Lineage: Eukaryota; Metazoa; Chordata; Actinopteri; Cichliformes; Cichlidae
Exons: 3
Coding region: 176-796 (206 amino acids)
Source: RefSeq, a predicted model, not a curated record